Pollicipes pollicipes is the source of this 727-nucleotide messenger RNA. RefSeq lists its product as uncharacterized. The record is from RefSeq and is a predicted model, not a curated record. The transcript has 5 exons. The coding region runs from base 161 to 727 and encodes 188 amino acids. Lineage: Eukaryota; Metazoa; Arthropoda; Thecostraca; Pollicipedomorpha; Pollicipedidae.
UCAGCACACAGCGACCCGCCGACGCAGGUGUGGGUCGAUUUGGGCGCCGAAAUCGCAGGUUACGCCGCGCCGCGCGGUUGUCGUCGUUACGACCCCACUGCAGGUCCACUCAAGAUAAAUCCGGCACUGAGAAGCACCACGCGCGUGCUGCGACGUUGUCAUGGCGACGACGUCUCGGAGGGCCAGCGGCAUUCCUCAGCCGAUCACCCCAGCCGGCUCCCGAACUCCCAGCCGACUCGGCGCCAUGCAGGCGCAGUACCAGCAGAGAUUGACAUCUGAGCGUCAAGACAAGCGCUCCACGCUUUCUCUGGGUCGCCGCGACGCCCCAGAAUCGCCCCAGCCCCCCGCGUCGACCGGCCGCACCUCUGAUUACCCAAGUCCCCGCCGGGCGGCGCCAGCAUCGCCUGGCUCCAGCAGCACCGGUAGCGCGGGGUCGGUGAUGAGCAGCUUGUCAGCGUCGCUCAGCAUGAACAGUUCGCUGGGACCGGGCAAGGUGCGCGCCAUGUUCCAGGCGCGCCGGCAGGGCGGCAACUCCGCGCAGGGCUCUCCCGUCGGCUGGGACAAGAGUUACCCGCUGGAGCCCAUCCAGAAGGGCACGCCGCAGGAGGAGCGCAACCGCAUCAACGACGAGAUGCGGCGGCGCGAGGGCGAGCUGCUUAACAAGAUUAAGGGUAGCACGAAGGAGCCGGCGGGACUGCAGGCGCGCGCGCCGCGCAGGGACCCCUGA